This is a messenger RNA of Aureococcus anophagefferens, 1455 nucleotides long. RefSeq lists its product as hypothetical. The coding region runs from base 1 to 1440 and encodes 479 amino acids. Lineage: Eukaryota; Pelagophyceae; Pelagomonadales; Pelagomonadaceae. Gene Ontology annotation, molecular function: helicase activity. The record is from RefSeq and is a predicted model, not a curated record. The transcript is spliced from 2 exons.
AUGGACUUCGAGCCGUCGACCUGCGACGCGGCGCUGGACGAGCACGCGACCUUCGACGCGUGCCUGGCGUGGAUCCUCGGCGGCGGCGAGUACGAGGGAAGUCGGCCUAAACGGCCGCCGCUGAACGCGCCGCAGCGGCUCGCGGCCGAGGCCAUCGCGGGCCGCGGCACGUGGCGCCGCGGCGGGCCGCCCCUCGUCGUCUUCGGCCCGCCGGGCACGGGCAAGACGGCGACGGUCGUCGAGGGCAUCCGGCGCCUCGUGGCAUCGGACCCGGGCGCGCGGGUCCUGGCGUGCGCGCCGUCGGACGAGGCCGCGGACCUGCUCGCGCGGCGGCUGGCGGCGGCCGAGGUCGCCAAGUACGCCAUCGUCGUGGCGACCUGCGGCGCCGCGGGGCUGCUGCUCUGCGGCGGCCUGCGGGGCACCUUCACGCACAUCCUCAUCGACGAGGCCGCGCAGGCGUUGGAGGCGGAGGCGCUCGUGCCUUUGGCGACGUGCGGGCCCGCGACGCGCGUCGUCCUCGCGGGCGACCCGAACCAGCUCGGCGCCGCCGUGCGGAGCCCCUUCGCCGCGUCCAAGGGCCUGGGCACGUCGCUCCUCGAGCGGCUCAUCCAGCGCGCCGCGAAGGACCCGGCCGCGGCGCAGGUCGUCCGGCUCAGCGACAACUACCGCGCGCACGGCUCGCUGCUCGCGCUGCCGUCGAAGCUCUUCUACGACGGGAGCCUGCGGGCGAAGGCCGACGAGGCCGUGACGGCGUCGCUCCUGGGCUGGGAGAAGACCGCGCUGCUCUGCUGGGGCGUCAACGGGUCGGCCGCGCACGAGCUCGACAGCCCGUCGUACUUCAACGCGCUCGAGUGCGCCAAGGUCGCGCAGCUCGUCGAGUCGCUCCUCGCGUCCGACCGGGUGGCCUGCGACGUCGGCGACAUCGGCGUGCUCUGCGCGUUCCGGAAGCAGUCGCUGAAGCUCCGGCUGCUGCUGCGGCAGCGCGGGCUCGGCGCCGUGUCCGUGGGGCAGAUCUACGACUUCCAGGGCUCGGAGAAGAAGUGCGUCAUCGUCACGACGGUCCUCUCCGAGCUGCCGCGCUUCGCCGAGGGCGAGCUCUCCGACCACGCGCCCGUCGGUUUGCUCGACGCGCGGCGCUUCAACGUCGCCGUGACGCGCGCGCGCGCGCUCUGCGUCGUCGUCGGCCACCCGGGCCUCCUCGGCGCCGCGGCCUACUGGAAGGACCUCCUCGAGCACUGCAUCGACAGCGGGUCCUACCGCGGCGUCAGGCCCGAGGACCUCCUCGACGGCGCGGACGCGUGCGGCGACGACGACGCGCGCCACGUCGUCGACCUCAUCGCCGAGAAGAGCCUCCUCGGCCAGGGCGACGUCGACCGGCUCUACCCCCGGGACGCGGCGGCGCUCUACGUCGCCGAGGCGAGCUGGCGCAUCGUCCUGUAACUUACAGUGUAAGCC